Messenger RNA from Brassica napus (rape), 3156 nucleotides. RefSeq names its product disease resistance-like protein CSA1. Lineage: Eukaryota; Viridiplantae; Streptophyta; Magnoliopsida; Brassicales; Brassicaceae. The record is from RefSeq and is a predicted model, not a curated record. The coding region runs from base 1 to 3156 and encodes 1051 amino acids. The transcript is spliced from 7 exons. Gene Ontology annotation, molecular function: ADP binding. Gene Ontology annotation, biological process: defense response; signal transduction.
AUGGCUUCUUCCUCAACUCCCAUGGUCAACGGACACCCUCAAGAGCGCCCUCAAGUGUUCAUCAACUUCAGAGGAGAGGAACUACGCAAAAACUUUGUCAGCCAUUUGGAGGACGCCUUGAAGGAUGAGGACAUCAACUACUUUAUUGACACGAUGGCAGAUCCAGGGGACGAGAUGGUUAACCUUUUCAACCACAUCGAGGAGUCGAAAGUCGCACUUGCGGUUUUUUCUGAACGGUACUCAGAAUCAAACUGGUGUCUGGACGAGCUGGUGAAGAUUAUGGAGAGGGUCGAUGAGAAGAAACUUAGAAUCUUCCCCAUCUUCUUCCAUGUGAAGGUAGGAGAUGUGAAAUACCAGAAGGGGAAAUUUGGUGAAAACUUAAGAAAAGGAGAAGGCCGUGACCUAUGUAAUAUGGAUAAAUGGAAGAAAGCUUUGCAGUCAGUUUCUCGAAUAGUAGGUUUGCGUUUGGAGGCUGACAGUGACAGGACCGAGAGCAAUUUUAUCAGCCAGGUCGUUGAGAAACUGAAGACCGUGAUAGCCUUGAUCGAAAGAGAGGAAGGAACCAACAUGGUUUCUACUAGUAUGUCCUCUAUGAAUUCUAUUGGAAAUGCUUCAUCUGGAGACAUCUUACAGCCGAUAGCGCCUUUCCCCAGCAAUGGAAUGAAAGAAGUCCUGAAGCAAUUGGAAGAAAAGAUAGAUUUCAAAUCCGAAGAAACUCAAAUCGUUGGAAUUGUUGGGAUGCCUGGGACUGGUAAAACAGCCCUCGCGGAAAUGCAUCAUCAAGAGUGGCAGUACAAGUUUUUGUUCAAUGAGUUUUUCCGGGGAUUCCGUGAAAAGUCCAAAGACGACUAUGAUUGGGUGAAGAACACGCUUCUAAAUGCUCAACUCCAAAGGACAGGCAAUGUAAAGAUUUUUGUCGUUCUAGAUGACGUGAGCGACAAGAAACAACUCGAGUUCCUUCGGACGAACCCCGGACUUAUUAAGAAAGGAAGCAAGAUUGUGAUAACAACACGUGACAAGGGAUUGAUAGCAGAUUUAGUUGAAGAUACAUACGUGGUCCCUGGAUUGAACGACAAAGAAGCUCUACAGCUCUUCAGCCAUCAUGCCUUCAAUGGUCAAGACUGUGAUCAUCCCCCAGAGAAUUUCAUUGAAAUGUCAAAAAUGUUUGUGGAAUAUGCCGGAGGCAAUCCACUAGCUCUCCAGGAAUUGGGAAAUGAGCUUUGCGGGGAAAAUGAGGCUCACUGGAGAAGGAGACUAGAAACGCUGCCACAUUGUUGCAAUGAGAACAUCGGAAGAGAACUAAGAAUCAGUUAUGACGACCUGACUCAGAUGCAGAAACAUGCAUUUCUCGACAUAGCUUGUUUCUUUAGAUCCGAGGAAGAAGAUUAUGUACAACAUUUACUGGACACUAACUCUGGUGAAGCUGGAAGCGAAGUUAUUAGAGAUCUCGCCGACAAGUUCAUGAUAAAUAUCUCUGCGGGCCGAGUAGAUAUGCAUAAUCUCUUUUGUACGCUGGGAAAAGAAAUUGGUUCAUCAGUUGAAAAAAAUUUGGGGAAAAGUAGAUUGUGGAAUCGUGAAGAUGCUCGUGAGGCUCUGGUCCUCAAAAAGGGAACUGUUAGUGCACGAGGUGUAUUCCUAGAUAUGUCCAAAAUAGGCAAGGGAAUAGCCUUAGAACGUAAAGCUUUGAUUAAGAUGCCGAAUCUGCGGUACCUCAAAAUCUUUGACUCUGGCUGUCCUCGGCAAUGUGAGCCUGUUGACGGCAAAGUAAACUUGCCUGAGGGACUUGAGUUUCCCUUGAAAGAGAUCCGAUAUCUUCACUGGCUGAAAUUUCCACUGGAGGAACUUCCGCCAGACUUCAACCCAGAGAAUCUUAUCGACCUUAGGCUGCCUUACAGCAAGAUUAAAAGGGAUACACCAAAUUUAAAGUGGGUAGAUCUAACUCAUUCGACUAACUUGAACGACAUUUCAGCUUUGUCAAAUGCUAUAUCUCUUAGACGGUUGAGUCUUGAAGGUUGCACUAAGCUUGAUAAGUUGCCAGAAGAUGGUACUGCGAUUAAGGGACUCCCUCCGUCCAUCCAAAACCUCGGAAAACUUAUUGUUUUGAAUCUGAAAGACUGCAAUGAACUUGAGUCUCUACCAGACUGUCUUGACAAGCUUAAAGCUCUUGAAGAACUGAUACUCUCUGGUUGUUCAAGGCUUACAAAUUUUCCCCAUGUUGAGGAAAUUAUGGAGAAUCUUCAAAUUUUAUUACUCGAUGGGACGUCGAUCAAAGAGCUUCCAAGUACAUUAUUACAUUCUGGUAAUAACUCCAUCGACCAAUUGGCUUUACAACGGAUACAACUCCGGAUGACUGGAUUAUCCUUAUUGCGGCGUCUAUGCUUAAGUAGAAAUGAUAAGAUCAGCAGCUUGCAAUCAAGCAUCAGUCAACUCUAUCAUUUGAAAUGGAUUGACUUGACGUAUUGCAGUAAUCUGACAUCUCUUUCAACGCUCCCACCGAAUCUACGAUGCUUAGAUGCACAUGGUUGCACCUCACUAAGAACAGUUGCCAGUCCUUUGGCCAGUCUCUUGCCGUCAACAGAGCAGAGACUUGCUUUGGAAGCUUUGGUUGGCACUUGCUUUCCCGGAAUUGAAGUUCCGGCAUGGUUCAAUCACAAAGCCUUUGGAGCAGUCAUAAAGCCAGAGCUGCCUAGACAUUGGAGUGAAAGUGGGUUUGUUGGAAUAGCUCUAUGCAAUGAGCAAUGCACAGUCAAAUCUACUCAUGUUUUCAUUGGCUUCACUAGUUGGUUGAAUAUCAACAAAUGUAGAGAAGUUGGCCUUAAAGAAGGGUGUAUUCCUGCUAAGGCUUCCAUUGAAUUUAAGGUCACGGAUGGUACUUGUGAGGCUGCAAACUGUGAGGUACUAAAGUGCGGUUUUAGUUUCGUUUGUGAAUCUGAUAAUGGUUCUUGGAAUGCAAAUGCUGAAGCAACUCCAAUGAUUUAUGAAUCUAAUAACGGUGCUUUGGAGGCAAACGCUGAAGCAACUCCAGUGAUAGUUGAAUCUAAUACUGGUUCUUCGGAUGCAAACGUGGUUGCAAAUCCAGUGGUAGAGGGAGAAAUACAAGGUGGAGGUAGAUUUUUGGGUCUCUUGAGAAGAAGAGCAUGGUUUUUAAAUUUAUGA